AAUGUGACACCAUGGAUUCCCAUCAUUCCCGCCCUACAAGCCUCUGCGAACUCCCAAACGUAGUGGUAAAGCCUCCAAAGCUCGAUGGCGCAAUCACCUCUGCUCCGCUUUCUACCUCAUCCCUUCUGCAGUCCUCACCAACGCUUGGGUUUGGUAUCAUUCAAAUUUUCCAGCACUUCUUCCAUUAAUGCCUUCUCUGCUGCUCGACAUACCCCCAUUUUCUUGACCAAAGCCACUGCCAAAGCCAAAGCCAAAGCCAAAGCCAAAGCAAAAGCUAAAACCGAUGGUAAAGCAGAGGCCAAUCUCGGAGCCAAAGACGCAGCCAAAUCCGAAGCUCAAUCAUUUUCUGUUCGCACCAGUAGGAACGAGCUUGAUGCUGUCAACAUUGCAGAUGACGUAACUCAGUUGAUUGGGAGAACACCCAUGGUAUACCUCAACAAAGUUACAGAAGGAUGUGUGGCAAAUAUAGCUGCAAAACUUGAAUCGAUGGAGCCUUGUCGAAGUGUUAAGGAUAGAAUUGGUUAUAGUAUGAUACAUGAUGCUGAAGAAAGUGGAGCAAUUAUUCCCGGAAAGAGUAUAUUAGUUGAACCAACUAGUGGCAAUACAGGACUGGGUAUUGCUUUUGUGGCAGCAACUAAGGGAUACAAACUUGUGGUCACCAUGCCUGCAUCCAUAAAUCUUGAAAAGCGGGUCCUUUUGCGUGCAUAUGGAGCGGAGAUUGUUCUGACAGAUCCAGAGAAAGGUUUAAAAGGGGCUGUUGAUAAAGCAGAAGAAAUAGUUAGGAACACAUCAAAUGCAUACAUGCUUCAACAGUUUGAUAACACAUCAAAUACAAAGAUCCAUUUUGAAACCACAGGCCCAGAAAUAUGGGAGGAUGCUAUGGGUAGUGUUGACAUAUUUGUAGCAGGAAUGGGGACUGGAGGUACUAUUACAGGCACUGGGUGUUAUUUGAAAAAGAUGAAAAAAGAUAUUAAGGUAGUUGGAGUAGAACCUGCAGAGCGGAGUGUAAUUUGCGGGGAGAACCCAGGUUAUGUACCAAGAAUUUUGGAUGUUAAAUUGCUUGAUGAGGUUAUAAAGGUCACAAACAAUGAAGCAGUUGAAAUGGCAAGGAAAUUGGCAUUGGAGGAAGGAUUACUGGUUGGUAUUUCUUCAGGAGCUGCUGCUGCCGCUGCCAUAAGCAUUGCAAAAAGACCAGAAAAUGCUGGAAAACUUAUUGUGGUGGUUUUCCCUAGUUUUGGUGAGAGGUACAUUCCCACUGUUCUUUUCAACUCUAUUUAUGAAGUGGUUCGAGAUAUGCGACAAGAAUAGUGUUGAUCAACUAUCAAGGCCAAUUUAUUCUUCGUAUCCCCAGAGUAGCAACCAUUGAUCGGUACGAGAGCUGUUUACAUUUUAAUGUUGACUUUCAUCAAUGCAAAUAGAUCAAUUACUUACUAUUGUUAGCCAGUUGUGCAAAUUUUCACAGAAUCUCUGUGCAUGGGAGUCUUCAGUCUUGGGGAAUUGUAGAGGAAACUGAUUGCGUUUCAUAAAUUGUAAUUAUAGCAGUCAUUCUUUGUA
Malania oleifera is the source of this 1554-nucleotide messenger RNA. RefSeq names its product S-sulfo-L-cysteine synthase (O-acetyl-L-serine-dependent), chloroplastic. Gene Ontology annotation, cellular component: cytoplasm. Bases 85 to 1308 code for a protein of 407 amino acids. The record is from RefSeq and is a predicted model, not a curated record. Lineage: Eukaryota; Viridiplantae; Streptophyta; Magnoliopsida; Santalales; Ximeniaceae. The transcript has 10 exons. Gene Ontology annotation, molecular function: cysteine synthase activity.